AUGUUUGGUCUGGACCCAAUAAACAGUACUGGGAUAGGUGGGAACCGUAAUCGCCAAGCUGGAAAGAAAAGACACCUUUUCCGCACCACUUUCUCUUCCUCCUUUCCCUUCCAACCUUCAUCCCAACCUUCCACACCAACACACUCAUGGACGCAGCAACAACAACAGACACAAAGGAACAUUAGAGCGCGUCACGGUGCGCACGUUUGCACCGCCUCACAUGGAUUAUUCCUCUCCCCCGAUUCGCUUCCCUCCCACGCCAUCCCUACUCUCAUCCACACUCUAGACGCAACCCAAAACCACCCUUCCAAAGGGGACGCGCCAAACCCAACCGGAGGAGGGGGCAAAAACCAAAAAACUAAAAUAAUGUUUACGAUUACGAAAUUCUCGGGGUUUUUCUCCGCCGUAAUGUUCCUCAUUUUUCUUAUCAUUCUCUCCCCCUCCUUCCAAUCCGAAGCAAUUCGAUCCUCCCACCGGUUUUCCUUCCGCAAAGCCCCUCCCUUCCGUAAUGGUGACCAAUGCGCCUGGGUUUCCGCCCAAGCAAACGUGUGCGACCCUUCUUUAGUCCACGUCGCCAUAACUCUCGACGUCGAAUAUCUCCGCGGUUCAAUCGCCGCCGUGCACUCCAUCCUUCACAACUCCCUCUGUCCGGAGAACGUCUUCUUCCAUUUCCUCGUCUCCGACACGAAUCUCCAAACCCUAGUGGACUCCACCUUCCCGCACCUGAAGUUCAACGUCUAUUACUUCGAUCCCAACACCGUCUCCCACUUGAUCUCCUCCUCCGUGCGCCAAGCGCUGGAGCAGCCUCUCAAUUACGCCAGGAACUACCUCGCGGACCUUCUCGAGAGUUGCGUGGAGCGAGUUAUCUACCUGGACUCUGAUCUGGUGGUGGUGGACGACGUGGCCAAGCUCUGGAGCGCGAGUCUGGGCUCACGCGCCAUCGGUGCCCCGGAAUACUGUCACGCGAACUUCACUAAGUACUUCACGGCGGGGUUCUGGUCGGAGCCGAGGUUGGCGGGAACUUUCGCGCAGCGGAGGGCGUGUUAUUUCAACACGGGGGUGAUGGUGAUGGAUCUGUUGAAGUGGAGGAAGGAGGGGUACACGAGAAGAAUCGAGAGGUGGAUGGAGAUUCAGAAGAGUGAUCGGAUCUACGAGCUGGGUUCGUUGCCGCCGUUUUUGCUGGUUUUCGCCGGACACGUGGCGCCCAUUGAGCACCGGUGGAACCAGCACGGUUUGGGCGGGGAUAAUGUGAAGGGUAGUUGCCGUGACUUGCACCCUGGUCCGGUUAGUUUGUUGCAUUGGUCCGGUAGUGGAAAACCCUGGCUCCGGUUACAUUCCAAACGUCCUUGCCCUCUCGAUGCUCUGUGGGCUCCCUUUGACUUGUACGCACACUCUUCUCUUAACUAA
Molecule: messenger RNA, 1407 nt
Organism: Sphenostylis stenocarpa
Lineage: Eukaryota; Viridiplantae; Streptophyta; Magnoliopsida; Fabales; Fabaceae
Source: the annotation of a GenBank genome assembly